Paracoccidioides brasiliensis Pb18 is the source of this 1440-nucleotide messenger RNA. RefSeq lists its product as uncharacterized. Gene Ontology annotation, biological process: magnesium ion export from mitochondrion. The record is from RefSeq and is a predicted model, not a curated record. The transcript is spliced from 3 exons. The coding region runs from base 1 to 1440 and encodes 479 amino acids. Gene Ontology annotation, molecular function: magnesium ion transmembrane transporter activity.
AUGAGCCAGAAUACGGAUUCGUGGAUGUCUUCUGGAUUUUUCUCCGCGAGCGCAUCAUCUUCGCCAGCACCUGCUUCUUCUCCUUCGAACUCCGCUGCUUCCACCACCACCAUUCACAACGACCUCGACAACAGCCGGGAACAUGCUGCGAUGGUGAUGCAGACGGAGACGGAGUCUGCGGUGGAGAGGAGUCGUAAGCGGGCAAGGGUGAUGGGGAGGGAUAAGGUUGUGCAUCCCGAUGCGGGAGUUAAUGCUGGUGUGGAUGUAGAGGCUGCGCGGCCGCCGUAUUUAUACUCAAUGCUUGCGGGCGGCAUAGGCGGGACAAGCGGCGACAUGCUCAUGCACUCCCUCGACACGGUCAAGACACGACAACAAGGCGACCCGCACAUCCCGCCCAGAUACACGUCCAUGUCCUCGUCAUACGUGACCAUUCUGCGCCAGGAGGGGAUCCGGAGGGGAUUGUAUAGCGGUGUGGUACCGGCGUUGCUGGGGUCGUUUCCGGGGACGGUUAUAUUCUUUGGAGUGUAUGAAUGGAGUAAGAGGAAUAUGUUGGAUGCGGGGGUUAAUCCGUCGUUGUCGUAUCUUGCCAGCGGAUUCAUGGCCGACCUCGCCGCCUCCGUCGUCUACGUACCCUCCGAAGUCCUAAAAACGCGCCAACAGCUCCAGGGCCGCUACAACAACCCCUUCUUCCGCUCCGGGUAUAACUACCGAGGCACGAUCGACGCAUUCCGCACAAUCGUGCGCGACGAAGGAUUCGGGACGUUAUUUUCCGGCUACAAAGCGACAUUAUGUCGCGACCUGCCUUUCUCCGCGCUGCAGUUUGCGUUCUACGAACAGGAGCAGAAACUCGCGAAGCAGUGGGUUGGUAGUCGGGAGAUUGGGUUGCCGCUGGAGAUUUUGACGGCGACGACGGCCGGGGGGAUGGCGGGAAUUAUCACUUGUCCGCUUGAUGUUGUCAAGACGAGGACGCAGACGCAGCUGAGUCCGGACAGUUUGGGGGGGCCGUCGUCGUCGUCGUCGUCGUCGUCGUCGUCGUCGUCUGCUGCUGGUGCAGGCGCAAGUGCUGGAAAACAUACGACUGCGACGAAACUACCGGAGCCUGGCAGAUCGACGCUGCCACCACCACCAACCGCGACGGGGACGAAGAACGUCCAAUGCCGAUCCAUAUCGACAUCCUCCCCGUCGACCUAUACCUUGAAACCCGGCGCGCCGGUGCUGGACACCUCGUCUGUCUUUACCGGGCUGAAGUUGAUCUACCAGACGGAAGGUCUUGUGGGGUGGUUCCGCGGUGUUGGGCCGCGGUUCCUGUGGACGAGUGUGCAGAGCGGGACGAUGUUGGUGCUGUAUCAGUAUCUGCUGAGGAAGCUGGAUACCCAUCGGCAACAGCGGCGACAGGAGAAGGAGGAGGAGGAGCUGGGUGGUGGGGGGUUAAAGCUCUGA